Messenger RNA from Fusarium verticillioides 7600, 777 nucleotides. RefSeq lists its product as hypothetical. Bases 1 to 777 code for a protein of 258 amino acids. The record is from RefSeq and is a predicted model, not a curated record. The transcript has 3 exons. NCBI's taxonomy places the organism in Eukaryota, Fungi, Ascomycota, Sordariomycetes, Hypocreales, Nectriaceae.
AUGCCUUCGUUAGAGUCUCUGCAACUAGAGGAAAUCGAGUAUCUCCGAUGGAGAGGUUGCUUUACCUUGCUUCCCCAACCACUCCAAGAAGCCCUGAUCAAAGCUUAUGUUCAUCAUUGUCAUUCUUUCGAGUCAGUCCUUGAUCCUCAAGAAUUGUUCGAUGCCUAUAGUAAAGGCCAAUUUAGCUUACUACUUCUCUGGGCAGCUAUCAUAGCUCUUUACAGACCAUUUCUCCACGAAAUACCAGACGGAGUUCCAGAUGAUGAACAGGACUCUUGGAAAGCGCUUGCAAAAAGAAAGAUUUGGACUGCAGCCGCUCAUGCGACCCAUGCCAUUAAUUCUAUGUUGGCAGAAGAUCUGAUCAAGUUAGCCCAAACGAUUGCGGUACUCACUAUCAGCCAACCGAUUCAAGUCCAUUUACUGGAAAUGGCAUUAUCCAAGUCGUCGUCUGGAAAACUGGCAAAGCAUAAAUUGGCCCUGUGCUUGCUAACUCUAGAUGAGAUGCGAAAAUACUAUGUAUCGGCAGAUGCAGCGUACAAGCUAUUUGACCACGCGAGGAUGAUGGUGGAGAAGUCACUGCGAAACGAUGAUAUAGAUUCACAAGGUUCCGCACCCGCAGCUGACUGCUUUCAAGAACCGCAAGGAAUUGAGACAUCAGAAUGGCUCGACAACUUUGCCUCUAUGGGCUACGAAGUUGCAUCUGUGGGGUUGUUCUCUGCUUUAUGGAUACCAUUUGCAAAUCUCACACCAGACGAGUCUUUAGAUGGUUCGUCUUAA